Molecule: messenger RNA, 4932 nt
Organism: Alosa alosa (allis shad)
Lineage: Eukaryota; Metazoa; Chordata; Actinopteri; Clupeiformes; Clupeidae
Gene: pbxip1a
Product: pre-B-cell leukemia homeobox interacting protein 1a
Source: RefSeq, a predicted model, not a curated record
UCAAUGUAAAGACGUCCACUGUCACCUGUCACUGUCACUCAUCCAAGAAAAUGCUCCGUUUCGCAGACACAAAAUUUCAAUUGGCUGCCAACUGUCUGAGAGUCGUUACGUCUGCACUCCACUGAUAUCCCAUUGGAAUAGAAAGGACAACGUAAGAUCAACGCAGUCUGGAAUUCCCAAAGUUCCGAAGUUCGUGAAAGGAGAUCCAUACGAACAGUGGACAGAAGACAUAUUUUUAGUCUUUUAAAACUGAGGGACAGUUUUUGUUAUAGGGUGUUGUCCUUUUCCACGAGGGGGCGAUGUCCGACCACAGCACCGGCAGUAGUGGGUCCUCUACAAAUAGCUGGACCAUCCUUUCCCCAGAGGAGGCUGCUGUUGAAACAGUAGGGCCUGACGACGGCACCGGAAGUCUCUGUGGAGUUCCAGGGCUUCCAGAGGAAGGAACAGGUGUUCCUCUGGACCGUGACGUGAGUGGGCUUGAUCCUCCAGUCGAACCAGUGUUGUCAGAGGAGGGCCAACAGCCGGUAUGCCAGGAAACUUCCCCAGAGGUGUGUGAGGCGGCGACCUUCGUAGGCCCCUCCUUCUCGGGCUUCGAGGAAGGCGAGUUUGACCCAGACAUCCACGCUCCCAUCAUCCACGACACCGUUAUCAGCUCGCCGCCCGACAGUGACCUGUUGGGCUCCACCCCUUUCGCCAUCUCCUCGGAAGCAGCCUUGCUCUUCUCCGAGGAGCCCGCCUUCGCUCCGCGCGCCUCUGACGUGUUUACCGACGUCGGUUACGGCCACGAGAUCCCCGCGGAGGAACUCCUCGUCCCGGAGAGCCACACCCCUGAAGUCCUGUCGUGGGGAAAAAGCCCCGCCCCUGAACCCCUCUCUCAACACAGCCCCUCCCCCGAAGGUCUUCCAGAAGAAAGCCCUGCUGUCCAGGAAGCUGUCGCUGCGGAGGCCGCCACUCUUGAAUCUCGGGUCCCAGAGAGCUCUGUCCCCGAGGUGCCUCCUGGAAGUAGCCCCACUCCUGACAUCUCCCCCCCAGAUGCCCCACCUGCCCCAAUUGCCCCUGCCCCUGAGGUCCUCCUUACCCGGGAAAGCCCUGUCACUGAACCACAAACUGAGAGAAGCCCCACUCCAGAGGCCGUGGCUGCAGAGGUGACCCUUGAUUUCCACUCUGCCCCAGAGGCUCCUCGUCCUGCCCCUGCCCCAGUGGAGACCCCUGCUCCUGAGAGAGUUGAGGACCUGACUCUGUCCAUGCAGGGUCAUCCCCUCUCCAGUUUCACCCCCACACCUGAGGCCAGUCCGGCGGAGGGAGGCCUUGGUCCUGUUGGCCUGGAGCCAGAGACCGCCAGGUCUGCCUCCGCACAGCCACAGGAGGAGGAGGAAGAGGAGGAGGAGGAGGAGGAGGAGUACGGAGAGGAGCCGCCCUCGGAGGAGGAUGCUGACGUGAUGGAGCAGCAGAAUGUGGAGCCAGUGGAAGCAGUGCCCAUUGAGGAGGUGGUCCGGCCUGAGCCAGGGGCUGAGGGAGACGGCCUGCGCCAGAGGCACGUGUCACCGUCCGAGCCCGCGCUGGGCCGAAGCUCGGAGGACGAAGACGAGGAGGAAGAGGAGUUCCAGCUGGCCGAGAGGCGAGAGGAGAAGCACGGCUUCGCCCUCAACAAGCUGAUCGUGGGCGCCCUGGUCCUCCUGUGCCUGGGCUCCCUCUUCUUUUCAGGUGUGUUGGUGGCCGAGGAGAGUGGUGCAGUAGAUGAUGGCUUUGAUGGCUCAGAAAUGACUGAACAGGAACUCUUGGAAAGACUUGCUCAAGAAAACCAACAGAUUGCCAUGCUGGAAUCUCAGCUCCAGUCCCAGAAGGAGGCGCUGGACCAGGCUCUACGCGCCGCUGCUCAACCGGGCGAGGAAGGGGGCGGACCCCUGCAGAAAGAGAACGUCAAGCUGAAGGAGGAGCUCGCGGCUAUGCCUGGCCUGAGAGAAGAGCUGGAGAGCCUCCGAGUCCGAGUGGCAGAACUGUCCCAGCUAACCGUUCGGGAAUCAGAAACCGAGCCUACAGACACAGUCGCGCCGCCAACCGACCAGCCCGAGACAGCCAAUCAAAUCCCUGAAGUUCCAGUGCAGGUGGAGGGGGUGGAGCAGGAGGAAGGAGGUGAGGAUGGGUUGAAGGCAGAGCUCCAGAGGCAGAAGAGCCUGUUGGAGGACAGCCGCAAGCGUCUGGAGGGGAUGAAGAGGUCGGUGGGGAGGAAGAAGGGCGUGCGGGAGGGGCUGGUGGAGAUGCAGAAGAGGCUGAGCGAACAGGCCGAGCGUCUGGACAAGAGGCACGACUGGAAGAGGAAUCAGCAGCAGCGGACGGAGACCGACGCCAAAAAGGACCAGAACAGGAAGUGGGUGGGGAAGAAGGAGCAAGGGAACCAAUGGGGUGGCAAGAAGGAGAGAGACGAGCAACGGGAAGACAAGAGUGAUAAGCACAAGAGCCAAUGGGAGAGCAAGAAGAAUGGCAGAAAAGAAGACGGUGGUAAACGGGAAGGAAAGAAGGAUCAUGGGAAACAGAAGCACCAUGAGGAGCCUGAGAAGUGGAGAGGAGGAGAGAAGGAGCGGAAGAACGGAAAGAUGGAGUCCAAGCAGGACGCCUGGAGGAAGUACCACGAGGACUGGGACGGCCGGAAGCACGAGCGCAGGGAGGAGCGCGAGAAGAGGAAGAGCGAGCGGCCGUGGGAGGCCAAGUCCUUCAAGAAGCACUCCGCCCACCACCACCACCACGACCGCCACCACCAGGAAGACCGCAGCCACGAGAAACCCAGUGACCACAAGCACGGCAGGGACGACUUCUGGAAGCACCAGGAGCAGAAGCUCCGGCGGAACCCUGGGCCGGUCCGCGCGUGCUCGGGGGCGGCCGGCUGCGCCGAGGCCGAGGGGCUGGUCGCCGUGGAGCUCUCGGAGUUCCAGGCCCUGCUGGAGAGCUACCUGAGCAAGCUGCCGGCGUCCACCGGCGAGAGCAAGGAGGCGCUCCUGGAGCUGACCGCCGGCUUCUUCUCCCCCGACGGCGGCGUCUUCGACCACGAGCGCCUGCUCUUCAGCGACUUCGCCGAGGACGUGGCGGACAUCUUGGAGGACCUGGCCGACGUGCUGGACGACUCGCUCGAGGAGGAGAUGGAGGAGUUUGAGAGGGAGGCGUUGUGGAAGUUUUCGGCCACUGCCGCUUAGGCCUGCCCUCCUUACACCCCCCUUCGGACAUGGGAAGAAGAAGGAGGCGAUGGAAAAAAAGGAUAGAAAAAAGAAAUGGAUAAAAAAAAAAAGGAUAGAAAAAAGAAAUGGAUAAAAAAAAAGGAUAGAAAAAAGAAAUGGAAAAAAAAAAAAAAAAACGGUUGCAGUGAUUCUUCAACCUGAAGCCUACAUACAGACGUAGAUGUGUGCAUCUUGUACGCACAGAUUGUUUCUCGGAAGUCUUUAAAUACCUUCUUAAAGUUGUACCUGUUUGUGGGGUUCACAGUCAUUACCUACCUCCCUUUGCGUACUGUCUCUUCAGAGUCCCCACCCCUUCUUGUCUCAUCCACAGUAGUGAGGAGUUUGCGUGUGUGUGAUUCUGUGCCGAGUGGGCACCAGGCCACUCAAGAAGAUGAAUGUUAACCCUCGUCUGUCAAAAAAAGCCGAUUGUUGGCCCGAAGAUUCCUAGCAGGAAACAGAGACCGUUUAUUAGGGUGUACAGCAGGGCUUGGUGGAGCUGCUUAGCCGCCUCUAGAUCUAAAUGUGAAAGGGAAGCAAUGCGCUAGUCUUAAACGGCUAGCCAGUGGUAAAUUCUCUCUGACUGUGUUCCGAUUAGCAUACUUCUGUACUUACAAAUUAGGUAUUGUAAGUGCGGAAGUAUGCAAAUUGGAACACAGCCUCUGUCUUCUCUAUGAGGAUUCAGUGUUUUCUAGUGGGAGAUUGACCAUGCUUUCGCCUGUCUGUCUAUGGAAUAGAGACUAGAGAAAUCAUAUGGACCAGUGAAUAUAAUCCCAGUGACUGUGAAACUCCCCAUAAGGUGAUUUCUGUUUGCAUUGCUGUUUGUUUAUUUGUUUAUUUGCUUCAAGAGCAUAGUGCAGGUUAGCCUUUGGGUAAGUUUCACCCCAGGAUAGGUUAACACUAUGAACGUAAUUUAUUUGUAGAGUUGAGUGAAAGCCAUUUUUUUCCCUUGUCUUAUAAAAUGGUUUCUUGUUGCUACAGAAAAAAAAGUCUAUAAGCUUUGAUAUAGACGUACACCACCAACAAUUUGUAAAACAGGACGGUACUUUUGCUUGUCAUAGCAUUACAUAGCAUUGUGAUGGAUUACUUUGUUUGAGAUGGUAAAGUUCUGUUGUGGGUUGCAGUUUGUCAUAUUUUGUCUAGUUUGCCUCUUACAUUACAUUUUUACUUAGGAAUGUUUGGAUAUGUAGCCAUAUUUCCAUAUUCAAUGUGUUUACUGGACUUUGUUUGGACAAUUUGUGAUGGUGAGAUUUCUGUCUUGAGCAGUAAAUGUGCCUUGUGAGGGAGGGGACAACAUGGAUGUUAUAACAAACAAAAACAAAAUACUGUUUACAUAUUUAUAGUGACACAAAGGCCAUAAUGAAUUUGAGAAGCCUGAAUUGACACAGCAACUGGGUGUGCCCAAGUAUUAGCUCUUAUAGUCUAGCCAUAUUGGGUGGGAAUGUCAACCCAAUAAAGCUUAAAAUGAAAACACACUUAAAUAAAAAUGAACUCUGCUAUUAUUUUGUUGAAUGUUUAUGGAAGGGUUGCACAUGAUGUUGAAUGUGUCAGUAUUUUUGUAAAUAUCGGGGAAAAGUCCUUUUUUUUUGGAUAGCCUGACCACAAUCUGCAUUAAAGUCAAUGAAAUGGAAAUAUGGUUGAUACAGAAAAACAAUGGACAGCUACAAAGCAAGACAUUGCUCAGUUUGUUUAUUUAUUAAUAUGAAUAAAAUUUAACAAUGAGUUA